CAACUUUUGCGAGAUCUCGCAAAAGUUCAUCUUUAUUAUUUUUUUUCUCCAAUGUCUGUUGCGGGGCUCCGUAUUUCCGGACUAUACUACCUCUGUCUGAACUGUUUUCUUCUAAACUGGGGCACUGUGUCCCCACCACACUUCCAUCUCAUCACCUGUUUCUCCGUCUUUCUGGCCCUGUCCCACUACAAACCGUCAUCCACUCAUCUGGGAAGUCGGAAUACUCCCUAGUUCAAUAAUUCUGAUUUAAUCAAAAACGCACCAUGAAUUCACGUCGUCUUGCUCCACCCAGUACGCCACAACCGGUGCGUUCCGGAUUAAGUUUAAAAUCGGAUUCCAGUUUUUUCCUGUCGGAAUUUUCAUUUGAAAUGGUCCUUCAAUAGAGAUUUCCACCUCGCAAACGUCGGAGCAGCCUCACAAUCCCAGAGUUAAGCAUUCAGAACACUGAUAGCUUUUCAGCAUGAACGCCCACACUAAACGAAGAACAACGUUUAAGCUAACUUUCUCUACAGAGUUGUAAAGGGUUACUGUUAUUUAAAAAAGAAUUGCUUCAGCCGCGAUAUAAGGCAGCAUGUUAGCCUGUGAUAUCAUGGUUUCUGUGUUCCUCGUAUUUGCAUGUCUCGCUGCCCCCGUGGUUUCUGCGGUGUCUUGUCACACAAAGGAGUAUGCAACAAGGGAUGGGCAGUGCUGCCCGAUGUGCCAAGAAGGUACAGUUGUUCAGAGAGACUGCACAGCAUUUUCAGGAACUCGGUGCCGUUCAUGUGAAGUGGGGACUUUCAUGAACCAACUCAAUGGUCUGUCGAACUGUUUCCCCUGCACUACCUGUGAUACAGGUCAUGGUCUCUUUGUCAAGCAGAAGUGUACACCAAAAACUGACACAGUGUGUGACGUUUUAAAUGGAUAUCACUGCAAAGAUUUGAUUGAGAGUAACGGAUGUAGUUUGGCAGAGAAACAUUCACAGUGUGAAGCUGGUCAGAGGAUAAAACAACAUGGAACCAGCAGAAGUGACACAGUGUGUGAAGACUGUCAGCCAGGCUUCUUUUCCAAGGACGGUGUGAACUGCACGGCUUGGAAAAUUUGCUCAAACAGACAGAUAAAGGUCAGAGGAAGCUCAACCAGUGACGUUGUCUGUGGGAGAACAUCAAGUCAACAUUACUUUGUGUUUUUGCCUUUUUUGCUUUGCUCAGUAGCAUUUACUAGCCUUGUGACAGGUUAGUGUGUCGUCUGCAUUGUGUUGAUUUUUCAGUUUAAAGCCUUAACAACAGUGUUGCCUUUUUAUUAUUGCUUAGGGGUUUUUUUUUCCUGCUGUAACACUAAUUUUCUUUGUGUAAUAAUAAAGCGAAGAAAAAGAAGGAAGGAAAAACAUUUCUUUUUAAAAAGAAAAUUGAACUCACUAACCAUGAGCAAUUUAUUUAUACUAUUAGUAGACUUUUAGCUGGGAAGGCCAGAAGACCCAGCAUCGACAACUGAACAGGUGCAUUUAGAUCACGGUGUUGUUCCAAAAGGUGAUUUCUGGUGUUUCUGUAUGUUUUUUGUUUUGUUUUUUAAUGUGUAAUGUCUUUCCUUUUAUUGGAAGGUAGACUGUAGUUGUAUAUAAAAUAAAGA
Molecule: messenger RNA, 1605 nt
Organism: Pelmatolapia mariae (spotted tilapia)
Lineage: Eukaryota; Metazoa; Chordata; Actinopteri; Cichliformes; Cichlidae
Product: tumor necrosis factor receptor superfamily member 14-like
Exons: 6
Coding region: 572-1216 (214 amino acids)
Biological process (GO): defense response to Gram-positive bacterium; positive regulation of cytokine production involved in immune response; negative regulation of alpha-beta T cell proliferation
Cellular component (GO): external side of plasma membrane
Molecular function (GO): protein binding
Source: RefSeq, a predicted model, not a curated record